Pocillopora damicornis (cauliflower coral) is the source of this 2276-nucleotide messenger RNA. RefSeq names its product cytoplasmic dynein 2 intermediate chain 2. Gene Ontology annotation, cellular component: ciliary plasm; cytoplasmic dynein complex. Lineage: Eukaryota; Metazoa; Cnidaria; Anthozoa; Scleractinia; Pocilloporidae. Gene Ontology annotation, molecular function: dynein heavy chain binding; dynein light chain binding. The record is from RefSeq and is a predicted model, not a curated record. Gene Ontology annotation, biological process: intraciliary transport.
AGACGCCAUAUUGGAUCGUCAAAAAACAACUUCUAAUUUUGGACACAGAAAAAGCUUUUGGUAGAAACAAAUAUUGGUGUGUUGAUGAGGAAGUAAACAGCAUAAUCUUUCCUCGCAAUACUAUGUUUAACGAUGAAGCACAAGAAGCAGUAGAAUUUAAGUCGUCGUGGAAAACCGAAAGGUCUAGCAAAAAUGCAGGGGCUCAAACCAGUGAGAUUAUCACUUAUGAGGCAGAUGUACAGUCAAUCCAUCGGGUAGAUGCAGAGACUCAAACAGAAGAAGAGGAUGAGAAAGGAAAACUUGUCUUUGUUGUUGAGGAAGAGAAUCCAGGCCUUGUUAAUUUUAUACUAAGAGUCUAUCCUGAGGUGAGCCGACAAUUACAAGCCAACAUUACAAGUCAUGCUUUUGAUGGUUAUGAAGAGAGCAUAGAUGAAUCAACCAGCUCUGUAUCAUGUGCCCAUACAUUGAUGAAUGCAGCUUUAGUUGAAGAUGAGCUACAGGUUACUGGCUUGUCAUGGAAUUCCACUGGUUCAGUAAUCGCUGUCUCCUAUGGAAGGUUUGAUCAUGAACACUGGUGCUCUCAUAAGUCUGCCCUGUGUACUUGGAACAUUGACAGGAGAGCAAUUGAUCCAAACAAGCCUGAUAUCACCAUUGAUCUAUCUAGUUGCUUGAUGUGUAUUGCUUUUCAUCCAAAUCUGCCAUCGGUUGUCGCUGGAGGAUCAUUUAAUGGAGAGAUACAAGUUUGGGACACUGGAAGAGAGGAUGAGACUGUCCUUGCUACAUCAGGAAUGGGAUCAGAUUCACACCGGGAACCCGUUAGUAAGGUCUUGUGGACUUUAGAUUCCAGCUCUAAGGGGACGAAGUAUCAGAUCCUAAGCAUAAGUGGCGAUGGCAAAGUCCUGGUAUGGCAGAUGACUCCAGGCUCACGUGAUCUCAAACUAGUCGGCGGUUUCAUUUUACAGACAGACAGUGUUCCACGAAGCAUGCGGUUGAGCAAAGCCCGCGGUGAUGCUGAAAUGGGAGUGACUAGUAUGUCGUUUUCUCAUGAGGACCGCACUCUUUUUGUGCUCGGCUCAGAGGCUGGGGGAGUAUUUAAAUGUUCCAUGACAUCAAGAGGACCUCCCGUGACAAAUGUUCAGAGCUCCGUUCCGCUGCGUUCCCCUGUAACUUUUGCCUUCUCUCCUCACUUUGGGCCUGUGUUUUCAGUUGACUGUUCACCUUAUCACCGGAAUCUCUUCCUUACUUGUGGUACAGAUGCAUCUGUUAGGCUCUACUCCAUGUUGCAGUCCAAGCCCCUAUUUUCAGUGGAGCCCGGAGCGGGGUAUCUAUUUAGGGUCCGGUGGUCUCCUUCACGCCCGUUGGUAUUUUCCGUCGUUACUACGGAUGGCCGCUUGCUGAUUUAUGAUUUGAAGGUUGACCGGAUCAACCCAGUGGUCACGCUCGAUGUCACAACAGACAAAUCACCGGUAUAUUCCUUGGAGUACAACCUUCAAAGGCGUCAGACACUUGCCACCGGUGAUUCACAAGGUCGAAUCAAAAUAUGGAGGCUCAGCGAUGAGCUAACAACCCAGUCCAACCGAGAGGAGGAAUUCCUGGCGGUUAUAGCAAAUGACACUCAAACGGAAUAGGCAACAGCAACAGCGACAUAAACACGUUUCUGUGAGUAUUUUCUCUUCCUAGCCACCGGAAGGAGCGAAGGCAUAGAGACGAUAGAGAGACCUGGGAGCGAGGACGUAGUGAGAUAUGUCAUCGUCGUGUUCGCCUCGUCGACAUCGUACUUCGAGUUAUAGAGGCCACAAGCUAUAUCCGGCGUAGAAACAGCUGAAUUCCUACUUCUUGUAUGAACAAAUUUCCUGAAUUCUUGAAAAUUUGUUCAGGAGAAACAUAGCAAAAUCUCGGAAUCCAUGGAAGUUAAAUAUUUUGCGAAAAGAAACUAAUAAUGUUUGCUUUCUUGACUUCGCGAGUCCAGCAUCUCUGGGUGGUUUUACUUCCUCGUGAAAUAAACUAUUGUUCUGGUUGUAAGAACCACUUAAGUUUUCUUCAAGAUGCCCCUUCUGAAAUUCUCAUGGUUUGUGAUAGACAGAUCAUUCACAAGGUGUUUACUUUUCUUUUUCGUCUUUUCCCUCUCCGAAACCAUAUAGUAUAAAAUGCUCCCACCAAACUAAAUGGAAUGUUGCUCAUUUUCGCUUGCUACAGUACAAGGCGAAUAAAUACCUUCAGCAGAACAGACUUAUCACUGAGGAAACAUGUCAUUAAAAAUUUAUACCAUUUGCGAA